This is a messenger RNA of Drosophila busckii, 398 nucleotides long. RefSeq lists its product as uncharacterized. The transcript is spliced from 2 exons. Lineage: Eukaryota; Metazoa; Arthropoda; Insecta; Diptera; Drosophilidae. Bases 57 to 377 code for a protein of 106 amino acids. The record is from RefSeq and is a predicted model, not a curated record.
UGGCAUUAUAUUUGCUUUAGCUAAACUACUAGAAACUACUAAAAUUGUGCUUCAAAAUGUUCAACAAACGUUUGCAAGAUGAGUCCGUAUACCGCUGCGACUUUGAAAUAAGCGGCAAAAUACCCAAGAAGCUUUUUGAAGCAUUUGUCGUAGGGCAGGCAACGCUCAUGGGCGUACGUGGAUAUAUAGUGAAGGUGUCUGACCAGUUCAAGGAUUGCUAUAAAGGAGUGCUGCAGGGUUCGCGCGGAGAGAUUGAAUGCUAUAAGAAGAUGAUGGAAUCGGAAGCAGUGCAUCUGGGAACCUUGGCCGUAAAUAUGAAACUAAACAGAUGUCACAAAUUGUUGAUCUCAUUAUAUUUGCUGUUAAUGGCUGGCUGAGUGACCUGGCCUAAUGACUUA